This is a messenger RNA of Drosophila takahashii, 800 nucleotides long. RefSeq names its product trypsin alpha-like. Gene Ontology annotation, molecular function: serine-type endopeptidase activity. Gene Ontology annotation, biological process: proteolysis. Lineage: Eukaryota; Metazoa; Arthropoda; Insecta; Diptera; Drosophilidae. The record is from RefSeq and is a predicted model, not a curated record.
AUGUUCAGGUGUUUUCUGCUGCUUUUGGCAUUUGAUUUCCUGUCUGCAGGACGAGUUCCCCAACUAGAAGAACGUAUUGUCGGAGGAAGUGACAUUGAAAUCGAACAGGCUCCCUGGCAGGUGUCCUUACAAAUUAAUGGACAACAUUAUUGUGGUGGCUCUAUUUACAGCAAAGAUAUUAUUAUCACUGCCGCACAUUGCCGUUUCACUCGCGAAGGCCGACGACUUGAGGCCAAAGACUUUCAAAUUAGCGUAGGAUCCUCAUUGAAAAACACUAACGGAAGUCUUGUCAAAGUGGCAGCCAUAAAAUCUCAUGAAAGGUUUCAUGAUCCACCUUAUAAAAACGACAUUGCCGUGAUGCGAUUGAGUGAGCCGCUCGAGUUUUCCAACAAAGUACAGCCGAUUCCUUUGGCUGAGAAUUAUCCUGCUCUUGGAACGAACGCAUUUGCUUCUGGCUGGGGAGCUACAUCAUUUGAAUUGGGUUUUAUGAAUGGCUUUCUCGAAUUGAAUCCGAUAUAUCCCGUACAUCUCCAAGGCGUAUCGCUUCAAAUAAGAUCAAAACUGCCAGGAGAUCUAACUUAUGCCGGAAUUACUGGACAAACUAUUUGCGGUGGCGAUUCCGGUGGACCUCUGAUUGUUAACAAUCAACUUGUGGGUGUCGUCUCAUCAGGCCCAAUAUUUUGCAAUGAUUUUGGAACUUUCACCAGUAUCCCUGCCUUCAGGAAUUGGAUUUUAGAUGCCAUUAAAUCUAUUUGAAAAAAAUGUAAUAGAAAAUACAAAAUAAAUACAAUUUUACAAUG